Messenger RNA from Dermacentor silvarum, 1501 nucleotides. RefSeq lists its product as uncharacterized. Lineage: Eukaryota; Metazoa; Arthropoda; Arachnida; Ixodida; Ixodidae. Bases 314 to 982 code for a protein of 222 amino acids. The record is from RefSeq and is a predicted model, not a curated record. The transcript has 3 exons.
ACCUGAAUUUGCUGGCCUGAAGUGGGAAUGUAAUCGGCUAGGUGAGUCCCGAUUCUGCUUAUUAUGUAGUAGCUGGCCGUCGCUGCCGUAAGCGGCCGCUUAAGUUUGUCGGAGACGCGCACGCAGAAAUAUUGAACAUCUAAGCCAUUGAAGCAGCAAGCUAAUGUGCCUCAACGAGAAGCGACGCAACUCAAGUACCGGUGCAGCUCGACCGUGGCUGGAGCCCUAGACUGCACUGCUAGGGCUUUUGGUGUCGUCACAGCCCAGCACCGAGAAAAAAAGGGAUCUGCGUCAGAAAUAAUACGGCCGUCUUAUGAGCAAGCUGCCCGCCUCGCAAGGCGGCAAUGCUAAGAAACCACCCUCGCCGGGUACGCGGCCGUCAACUAGGCAAGCCGAGUCACGGCUGCCCGGUUCGGCCUCGGAGCGGAGCCGUCACGAUGCCAGCUGUUCCUCAGCCACAACACCCAGCCAGAGCUCCGUCGAAAGGCUGGGCCCCAUGCAUGGAGGUAGCAGUGAGAAACCCCAGCGGCCUUGGACGCGGCUGUCAUCCAAGGCCGCGGAGUCCCGGCUGCCCGGUUGGAUAUCCGAGCGCGAUCAGAGUGAGGCCGGCUCAUCCUCGGGCUCCAGGGGGAGGCAAAACCCCUUCGAGGGCUUAGAUCCCGGCUACAAACCCUCUGGCACGGCGCCAAUGCAGCGAGAGACGGACACAGUGCCGACCGCAGUUUCAGGGAUUCCUCACCGGCACCGCUCCCAGGAGAACGACGAGUCCCGGCAAAGUCAAGCGCAAGCUAACCUCAGCAUCAGGAAUGUAGAAGUCGCGGCGGAAGAUGACCAGGUAGUACCGGGCGUGGUCCCUUACGUAGACGAGCAUUACCAAAUAGUGCUGAGCUCGGCCGUCGAAGAGGAUGAGCAGCUGGUGCCGAGAGCCGCCUCUGACGCCGGAGGAGGCAGUGACACUCCUAUGGAGGCUCACAUUGCGUAGUUUCUCAAGCGUGUUUGAUGAGAUAGCGAGCUCAGCUUUGACGUCAGUAAAAAAAGGAUAGCAUCGUUUAGCAUAGCCCUGAACAAAAACAGGUCAGGUCGUGGGUCGACUCGUCAACAUCGUAACGGUCGUUCGGCGGCCUUGGCGCACCGGACCACUGGUACACGUCGUUAGUGGAACAGGAUACUCUAAAUUUAUCGACUCUGUGGAUCUCAUUGCUUUCAUUUUAUCGCAUACUUUUAACUUCUUCCAGCGGUUGCUUACUAAUCUCCCUUCUCUUUGUACAUCAGGAUUUUGUAUAUUCUACGUUUCUUUUUCGGUUUUAUUUGACUGCGUGCCCAUUUGUACGUACAGGAAAGAGCCAAGUAAACGCAUUUUAUUUCAUACUAUGCUUGUCAACUUGCACUCAUUGUAUACUUGCGUGUUCUCUACUCGCCUGUGCUGUGACAGGCUUUCACGCCAAUAUACUUCCUGUUUCCUCGGCAAUGCAUUUAGGAUAAGGUUCGGCAAAAUAUGCUA